Pseudogymnoascus verrucosus is the source of this 1068-nucleotide messenger RNA. RefSeq lists its product as uncharacterized. The transcript is spliced from 6 exons. The coding region runs from base 171 to 893 and encodes 240 amino acids. NCBI's taxonomy places the organism in Eukaryota, Fungi, Ascomycota, Leotiomycetes, Thelebolales, Thelebolaceae. The record is from RefSeq and is a predicted model, not a curated record.
GACGGCGUACUCGGAUUCCUUGAAGUUCUGAGUGUCUGGAUUUUGAGGUAUAAAGGGGACGGCCUUUCCCAAGUGAUCAUAUCUUUAAUCUUCUCUACAUCGCUCUACACCUUCUCAUUCCUCAGAAUUAGACUCCAAGACGAAGCAAUUACUUUUUGUUCUCUUUCAACAUGAAGUUUCAACUUUUAACAAGCCUUGCGCUUGCAACCGUAGUUGCUGCAAAUGGAUUCACUUUUGAAAGGCUAGACAAGAACAACGCUGUCCUCCUCGUUGUAGACCACCAGACCGGCCUCAAAGCAGUCGUGAGAGACUACGGCACUGUCGAGUUCAGAAACUCCGUCCUCGGCCACGCAGCUCUAGGGAACCUCUUUAACCUCCCAACCAUCCUCACAACGUCUGCCGAUACUGGCCCAAAUGGCCAGCUACCAAAAGAAAUCGUCGCCCUCCACCCAAACGCCACCUUCAUCCACCGCCAGGGUGAAGUUGACGCCUGGGACAAUGCCGAUUUCCGCGCCGCCGUGAAGGCUACGGGCAAAAAGCACGUCAUCCUCGCCGGUAUCGUCACUGAAGUUUGUACUUCUUUCCUCGCCCUUUCUCUUCGCCAGGAGGGUUACUCUGUGUGGGCCAAUACGGAUGCGAGUGGGACGUUCAAUGAAAAACUCGCUGCGGACGCAAAUCGUAGGAUGGAGCAGGCGGGUGUACAUCUCGGAGGGUUGUUUGCCAUCACAAUGGACUUGAUGAGAGACUGGCGUAGCACCCCUGGCUCUGCUGAGGUCCUGCCAUUCCUGGACGUGUAUCUACCAGAUUACUCUCUUGUUGCAAGGGCUCAUGGGGAUGCUGUUCUAAACGGAACUGUGAUUCCGGGCGAAGCGGAGAUUCUGGACAUUGUGUAGAUAUUUAAGAUCAAUGAGCAUGGUUAGCCGUGUUGUUUAAAUUCAACUUAAAGACAAGGGGCGAUGGGGUAAGAUGAUAGUGUUCACUUCGAGGUUUUAAGAUCUUUAACCAAUUUAUACUUUACACUUCUUUCAUAACGUUCUGAAAAACCCAAUAAAUUCUUUUAUGGCUUUG